Molecule: messenger RNA, 489 nt
Organism: Macrosiphum euphorbiae (potato aphid)
Lineage: Eukaryota; Metazoa; Arthropoda; Insecta; Hemiptera; Aphididae
Source: the annotation of a GenBank genome assembly
AUGGACGACCUGAAGUCGGCCAACCAGUGGGACGAUUUGCCGCACAAGUGGGUGGACGUGGUAGUCGACUACCUGCGGGGUUUCCGGAACGACACGACCGACUUCAACCGGCCACAGCUGCGGCCGUCCGUCCGGCACACUUAUCCGGCGUUCGUGUGCGGCUACAGCGCGCUCAUCAUGGCCGGCGCCCUGUGCAACGCUUACGUGCUGGCCAUCGUGGCCAGGAAGCGGCUGUACGCGGCCGACCCGGUCUACGUUUACGUGGCCAACCUGGCCGUCACGGGCAUCGUCGAGUGCGUUUCCGUGCUGCCCAUAUCGCUCAUGGUGUUGCUGGUCCAAAACUGGAUAUUCGGACGGUUCCUGUGCUUUUUCCUGCCAAUGCUCCAGGUAGGGUCACUAUACAAAUAUAAUAUUAUUACGCCGUCCGCCGAAAUAAUCGGGAUAAUCGUCGGGACGACAACGAUCGGAGAUUUCACUGGUAUAUUAUGA